Molecule: messenger RNA, 1778 nt
Organism: Rattus rattus (black rat)
Lineage: Eukaryota; Metazoa; Chordata; Mammalia; Rodentia; Muridae
Gene: Rmdn1
Product: regulator of microtubule dynamics 1
Exons: 10
Coding region: 115-1047 (310 amino acids)
Cellular component (GO): cytoplasm; mitotic spindle pole; spindle microtubule
Molecular function (GO): microtubule binding
Source: RefSeq, a predicted model, not a curated record
GAGGGAGGUGGUGCAGGCGGGCCUUAAGAACUCCGCUCCAGAGUCGACUUUCGCCCCGCCCCGUUCUGUCAAGUUCGGUAGCUAGUAGUUAGUCAGGCUGGGAAGCUGUCAGUCAUGGCGCUGUCCUCGCGACUGUGGCAUCUUCUCCCUCUGCUACGCGGGGCGGAGCAGAGCGUGUGUCAGCUGGCGAGGACCUGGGGCAGCCGUGGGCGCUGUGGCACUUGGGGAUUCCGCGGUUCCGAGGUGACAGGAAACACAAGACCUUUCCAGAGAGGCCUUUUGUUCUCAGCCUUGUCUUAUUUGGGUUUUGAAACCUAUCAAGUCAUUUCUCAAGCUGCUGUGGUUCAUGCCACAGCCAAAGUUGAAGAAAUACUUGAGCAAGCAGACUACCUCUAUGAAAGUGGAGAAACAGAAAAGCUUUAUCAGCUGCUUACACAGUACAAGGAGAGUGACGAUGUAGAACUACUGUGGCGACUGGCACGAGCAUCACGUGACAUAGCACAGCUAUCUAAGACUUCAGAAGAAGAAAAGAAAGUGUUGGUGUAUGAAGCUCUAGAGUAUGCAAAAAGAGCACUAGAGAAAAAGGAGUCAAGCUUUGCUGCUCAUAAGUGGUAUGCAAUCUGCAUUAAUGAUGUUGGGGAUUAUGAAGGCAUCAAGGUUAAGAUUGCAAAUGCCUAUGUCAUCAAGGAGCACUUUGAGAAAGCAAUUGAACUGAACCCUAAAGAUGCUACUUCAAUUCACCUUAUGGGUAUUUGGUGCUAUACAUUUGCUGAAAUGCCUUGGUAUCAAAGAAGAAUUGCUGAAGUGCUGUUUGCAAAUCCUCCUAGUUCCACCUAUGAGGAGGCCUUGAUAUACUUUCACAGGGCAGAAGAGGUGGAUCCAAACUUCUACAGCAAAAACUUGCUGCUUUUAGGAAAGACAUACUUGAAGCUAAAAAACAGAAAGCUUGCCGCAUUCUGGCUGGUAAAAGCUAAGAGUUACCCAGCACACACAGAAGAAGAUAAACAGAUACAGACAGAAGCUGCUCAGUUGCUUACAGGUUUGUGACAAGAACUGAGAACAUUUUGGAGAAGGCAACAAUAUACCCAAUACUUUGUAUUUCACUGAUUUCUAAACAUGAUACAUUAACCAUCACAAUGAUUGUAUGGCCUUUUUCCCAGUUCUUGUAUGUGUGACUAUUUUUCAGAAUAAAUGUAAACUUUUCUGGGUUUCUUCACAAGUAAAUAAAAACUGCCACAUUGCCCUAAGAGUGGCAGCAAUACAUUCCUCUACUUCAGACAGACAUUUGGAAAAAAAAAAUGGUAUGGGAUAUGUAAAUAUUGGUCACUUCAGGAUGAAAUGUUUCAAAAGGCUUUGUGAGCAGGUGGCACCCGAGGAGAUGGUUUUCAUGUUGCAGUCUACUGAAGGUGCUCUCUUAGAGAAGCCAAGUGUUUAUGAUGUUGAGGGUUCUGGGCAUAAAGAACUUAAGUGAUGUGUAUAUUAGAGGCAACCUGAAUAAGGAAAAAAUCUGCAGAACAUCUUUUUUAAAUGUGGUAUAUCUCCACAGAUGGGUUGAAUUUGUCACUUGACAAAUUGUAAUCCUUUGUAGAAUGGAGGGACACAGAUUUCGGGGUGAAAGGAAAUAUUUACCAGGCAGAGUACAACUGUGAGUCUACUGUGCCACACUGUAAACUUACACUUUGCAACAACUAGAGCUGAAUGAAUAUGAGACUGUGUAUGGGUCUAUUUUCCCCAAGACAUGAGAAUCGUAAUGUUUUAAUAAAUUAUAGCAAAAUGUG